CAAAGUGAAUUCAAUCAUUUCUAAACAACUAAACCAUCAACAACAAUCAUUAGAAUCACAAUUAAACAUAAAAAACUUUUUCUUCUUUUAAUUUUGUUACAAAGAGAAAUAGAAUUAACCUAAGAAGAUUAACAUCUCUCUCUCUCUUCAUCUUCCUCCUUCUCUUCCUUCAUAUUCUCUCUCGUUCUCUCUCUCUCUACUCUCAUCUUCAUUCCCAUGGACUUUUUAACCCACAGUCAAUCUAUUCUUACCUUCACUUCAUCGUUAUCUUCAUCAUCCUCAUCAUCUUUUUCCAAUCAACUGUUACCUUGUUAUUUAAUUUCCAUCGACAAUCAACUUUAAAGCCAAAUAAUUGUGAUCCUCAAAUUGAUCAAGUUCCUUGUGCAAUUAAUUAAACUUUUUGCUUUCGUUUUCACAUCUUGUCACCCAAACAAUCAAGUUCAAUUUCGUCCUGUUAAUCUUAAUGACCACCGAUUAGUUUAUCAAUCAUUUUGUUUUUCUUUCCAAUUCUAACUAUUAUAUAUAUAACUGUUUCUCUUUUAUCUUUCACAAUUAGACAAAUUGUUAAUUAUCAACACAAUUAAGAUGAAAUAUCGAGACCACGAUUUGAGUCUAUCAGCAUCACGGAUACGUUCAAGUAACACCAACAAACCAACAACUCAAUUGGAAAUGUGUUCAAUUGAUAAAGUUUUAUCAUCUACUGUCACCAGUAACAAUCAUCAAAGUAAAUCAACUAAUUACAUCAAUAAUAACAAUCAUCUAAUUGUUACUCAUAAUAACAAUACCAUUAAUGGUAACAAUCAUGGACAAUUACCUUUAUCACUUGAUGAGGAUGAAACUGAAAAGUUAAAAUCAAAGUUAACUAAACUUUCAAAAAGUGCUAAAAGUUUAGAUUCAAUGAGUGAAGAGGGUAUUGGUUCAACCGAUGGUGAAAUUGUCUCAUGUUGCUCAUCCCUUUCAUGUUCAUCAACCUCAGUUGCAGGUAUUGAAACCGGAAGUUCAUUCGGGUAUGGGUCACUUCAAGCCAGUUCAGUAUCACCAUCACCCCGGUCAGUUACACCUUCAUCUAGACCCGAAUCACGAACUGAAUUAGUUUCCAAUUAUGGUUCAAGAAAAAGUUACCAUGUAACAAGUGAAGGUAUUUCCACUGGUCACAUUGAUAAAGGUGGUGGAAGAAUUGUUGAAAAUGAUACAACAGUAAUACUCUGUGGCACAGGUAGUGAUGACGAUGAUGAUGAUGAUGUCGACGAUGGUGUCAGUAGUCAAGGUGAUAGAGUUGAAAGUAAACCCGUUGAAAAAGUUUCAAAAGGUAAACAGGAAACAGGUAAAUGUUUUCCCUCCACUUCAACUGCAUCUUCAUCCAAUAUCACUGAUAAAUGGGAAUCAAAUAAGGUCUCAUCACCUUCUGACCAUGAUAACCAAUACUGGACAAGACAGAGACCAAAGGUCAAUAUCAGUAAAACGAACGAAAUUUUCAACGGAAUCUUAGCCCAACCUUUAUGUUCAUUGGAAAAAGAUUUAAUUCUUUGCCCUGGUUCCAGGAUUCCACUUCGUCGAUACACUUCAGAACUUAACCUGAGUUCAUCUGUUUCCGGUUUCCUGACAUGUUCAACAUCAUUUCAACAGUCAACUGUAUCUCCAUUGAGUUUAUCUUCAAGAACAGAUUACGAUUAUCUUGGUAAUCCUCGUCUAUCCUCAAGAUUAUUAUCACAAUCUAAACAAUCAUUAUCUUCAUUGGCAUCAUCAUCAUCACCAUGUUGCUCAUCAGCAGCAUCAACCUCUUCCUCUUCAUCACCUUCCCCUCUUCCAACAACAUCCUCAUUAUCAUUUCCCUCAACAUCUUCCUAUUCCCAUCAUCAUUCAUCCUCAUCCUCAUCAUUUGCCAAUCGUCGGCGUAAUUCCGACCUUGAUCUAGAUCAGUUAGGUCGUUUCAACGAUGGCUGGUUAGACGCUCGAACUGAGGAAGCAUUCAAACUUUUGUCCAAAAAUAAAUUGAAAAACAACAACAAUAAGAAAGUUGGUAAAUCAUCUUCAUCCUCAUCAUCAGCCUCAUCCUCUUCCUCUUCAACCACCUCAUCAUCAUCAUCAUCUUUUUACACUGACCAUCAUUCUGAUGAUGGUUAUUCUUCAUCUUCCUCACCCGGUGGGUCAUUCGGCCGUGAAUCGGGAUCGAAAAGCUUAUAUGAAUUGAAGAAACUUCGCCAAAGGAAACGUAAAAAUCGCAUCUUAUGGUCGCCAACAACACGAUCACGAUUACUAAUCCAACGGAUUAAACUCUCUAAUCCAAUUUCAGUUGCCAUGCAAUUAACCACCAUAGACAAAGAUCUCUAUCUUCACAUAAAACCCACAGAGAUGUCAGCCCUAGUUCUUGGUAGACUUAAAAGAUUUGAUUCCGAUGAUCUCAAUGGUAUCCGAACUCUAUUAGAGUUUAGUGAUCAAGUCAAAAAACUGGUUUGCCAAGUGAUAAACCGAGAAACAAGCUCAGAAUCACAGGCUCGUAAGAUUGCAGCCUUCAUCGAAGUUGCUUGUGUAUUACGGAAACUUAGGAAUUGGCAUUCACUGGAAGUGAUUAUCAAAGCAUUACAAUCGCCGUCAGUUUAUUUCCUCGAAAUGGCCUGGCUUCAGACCAAGGAACAAUUUCCAAUCCAUUUCAGUGAUUUCUUACGAUUAUGUUCAUUGGUCGAUCUAUGUGAUAAUUAUAUCCUUCGAAUGCCAACAAAUCGACCAUCGAUUCCAAACUUUAAGAACCUGAUUCACUUCUUUCAGAUCCAAUGUUCAGCUAAAAUCGAUCUUUGUGAAAACAAGCCCAAGUGGGUCGAACCACCGAGUAUAGCUGGUUGGCUUAACGAUGAACUAGUCGAAGAUAUUAGAGCAUCUAUUGGAUUAGCGACGAUCGGUGACUCUGAUUCUGAUGGUUUAGUCGAGGCCUCAUUAGAACCAGGAAAAACCUCGUUGAUUCCUGGUAAUGAACCAGUUCGAUUCAUUGUUCCCUCGACACUUCCAUCUCCUUGGAUCAAUCGUGAACCUCGAUCACUUUCGUCUUCACACCGAAAAUCAGUGACACUUUUCCUUUUGUCCGCUUUCGUUGAAGAGGUUGAGAAUAUACGUCGAUACAAGAUGAGGAAAAGUUCACCUUGAUUCGAGAAAUAAAUAAACAAUGAUGACAAAUUUUUAAUUCGAAUGACAAACAAUCAAAUUCGAGUCAAUUUCUGAUUCGUUUCAAAUUGUUACAAGUUUUUUUUUUCUUCUUCUGUUUCUAUUGGUAUUAUUAUUAUUGGUUUUUUCGGUAAAUUUAACGAGGGAUUAACAAACAAUUUAAGAUUAAGGUUAUCAAAUUAAACGACAUCAUCAUUACCAUCAUAACAAAAUGUUAUAUAAAAUUAAGCUCAUCAUCAUCUAGAAUCCAAGGAAUCAAUUGUACCAAACACGAUUGACUUCAUAUCGAAAACACCUAAGGAUAAACUAAUUGGCUACAAUUUAAAGGACAAUCAAGACUUUGGGUAACUCGAUUUAAGGACGAGACGGAAGACCAAUGCCCACCUUGCGCUUACCAUCAUCUUAUUCACCAUCACCAUCAUCAUCAUCAUAAUCAUCCAACUAUUGUCUUUAAUUAUCGAUAUUUAAGUUAUUUGGUUAAAAAUAAUUCGAAAUGAUUAUAAUCAGAACUUUUUUCCAACUUUUUUUCUCCCAAUUUCUCUUUUAAUCAUCACCAUGUCUCUUACCUUAACUUCUGAUUUGUUGUAUGAGGUAAUUAUCUCAUAAUUGUUGAAUUUUUUUCCCUUAACCUUUCCUAUGGAGUUUCUAAGGUUUUCCCCCUUCCUUCUGAUCAGAUUAAUUGUCAACAAUUAACUCUGAUUGUCCAACUUUCCUCUAACUUUUUUUGUUUCUCCUAAUCCCAAUAACACAUUAAUAUUUAGUCGAGUGACCAAAACAAACAAAAAAACGAUAUCAAACUAAUCAUAUUAAUCUGGAUUAACUUUCAUGUUUUAAUCAUUACAAUUGUAACAAUCAAAUUGAUUGUCAUCCAAAAUUUUGUCUCUCGUUAAUUAAGAGGCUGGUCUCUUGAUUAGAGUAGCAAAUUUCAUUCUUAAUCUUAAUUGUUCAACUUUAAUCAUCUCUUUUUUUAAUUUACUUCAAAAACAAGAAUAUGUUUUUUUUGUUAUCGAAAAAAAAAUCAAAAAAUGUAAUUGCAAUCAAUUUUAAUUCAGUUAUCAUUAUUAACUUUUAAUUUAAUUAUUAAUCAAUAAAUGGAACAACUUUUUUCCUUCCGUUUAUAA
Molecule: messenger RNA, 4277 nt
Organism: Panonychus citri (citrus red mite)
Lineage: Eukaryota; Metazoa; Arthropoda; Arachnida; Trombidiformes; Tetranychidae
Product: serine-rich adhesin for platelets-like
Exons: 6
Coding region: 586-3138 (850 amino acids)
Biological process (GO): small GTPase-mediated signal transduction
Molecular function (GO): guanyl-nucleotide exchange factor activity
Source: RefSeq, a predicted model, not a curated record